AUCUAUUCAAAUGUCUAUGGACGUUCUCGCGUUUUGAGAUUUUACAUCGAUGUGAAAGUUUUUUAAUUGUCAGUAAUUAGUAAUUUGUAGAGUGUACGAAACUUUUACACUAUCAGAAAUGGCUGAGGCGAUGCGUCAAACUGUGGCUGGGAUGCUCAAAGGCAUCGAAAGGUACAACCCGGAUAACCUAACAACUUUGGAGAAGUAUGUGGAGAUACAGUCGAGAGAGAAUGCUUACGAUCUGGAGGCAAAUUUGGCCGUGUUGAAACUUUACCAGUUAAAUCCGCAUCGAUUCAACAUGGACAUAACGUGUCAGAUACUGCUCAAGGCACUGACCAAUCUGCCACAUACCGAUUUUGUGUUGUGCAAGUGCUUACUCAGCGAGAAACUUAUGUCAGAGAGUCCCCUUAGUCAGAUUAUGUAUUUGGGGGAUAUCUUGGAACGAUGUGAUUUCCAGCAUUUCUGGGAUAGGGUGCUGUCCAUGUCAGAACUCUGUGAGAGGAUUGUAGGUUUCCAAGAUUCGAUAAGAAAGUUUGUGUGUCACGUAGUGGGAAUCACGUUUCAAACAAUAGACAGGGCACUCCUAGCACAACUGCUCGGUGGUGUAGAUGAUGCAACAUUAAAACACUGGGUCAAGAAAUAUGGUUGGAAAGAAGAAAUUAACUCGAUUAUUUUUGUCGCAAAUCAAGAUGAAAACAUCAAGACUAAAAAUAUCACUGAAAAGAUCGAUUUUGAAAAUGUGGCAGGUUUGAUGGCAGCUUGCCUGUAGAGAUACUAGUGAUUAUUUUUUAAUAAAAUUAUUAUAAAAUCAUACUCUUUCUACCAUAAUCGAUUAAUUUAUUAAAAAAUGUUUAUAUUAAAAAUACUUAUUAAAAAUAUUUUUUUAAGAAUUAAUUGAUUGUGGAGAUCUGUCCCCAUAACGCGUGUACAAUUUUUCAGAAUUUAUUUAUAAAAGAGAAUAAUGUUAAUAACAAUAUGCAC
This is a messenger RNA of Monomorium pharaonis (pharaoh ant), 981 nucleotides long. RefSeq names its product eukaryotic translation initiation factor 3 subunit K (gene eIF3k). The record is from RefSeq and is a predicted model, not a curated record. The transcript is spliced from 4 exons. Bases 119 to 769 code for a protein of 216 amino acids. NCBI's taxonomy places the organism in Eukaryota, Metazoa, Arthropoda, Insecta, Hymenoptera, Formicidae. Gene Ontology annotation, cellular component: cytoplasm; eukaryotic translation initiation factor 3 complex. Gene Ontology annotation, molecular function: ribosome binding; translation initiation factor activity. Gene Ontology annotation, biological process: regulation of translational initiation.